GACCGGCGCCUGAUGAUGAGCGUUAGCAUUAGCAUUAGCAUUAGCUUUAGCAUUAGCUUCAUGACUAGCCCGUGGGUGUAAACAUGUGAAGAUGUCGGAGUGUGCGGACAGUGCGCUGUCUGCGGCGCAGCUCAGGGACAUGGACGUGGACGCGAUUGACGAUAAGGAGUUUGACAUUCCUCAGGUGGACACCCCUCCCACUCUGGAGAGCAUCCUCAAUGAGCUGGAGGAGGAGGACACAGCCUUUGUGCUGGAGGACACCUGUUUGUUAAACACAGAUAACAUGGACGCUCACUCCUGCGACACCUCGUCUCUGGCCAGUUCAGACAGUGGAGACCCAGCCAACCUCAAACGGAGGAAGAAAACCCUGGACAUGAACGCCUCGGUUCAUGGUUCUGUUCUGAGACACAGUUUGCUCAAAGGCAUCUCGGCACAGAUUGUGUCAGCUGCUGACAAAGUUGAUGCCGGUCUGCCCACUGCUAUAACAGUGGCCGGGGUCAUCGCUGUGGGGACGUCUCAUGGUCUCGCUCUGGUGUUUGACAGUAACCAGGCUCUCCGUUUGUGCCUGGGGUCCAAGAGCACCGGAGGAGAGUUUGGAGCCGUCUCCGCCCUGAGCAUCAACCACGACUGCACCAGACUCCUCUGCGGCUUCGCCAAGGGACAGAUCACUAUGUGGGACCUGGCCAAUGGGAAACUCCUGAGAACUAUCACAGAUGCCCAUCCUCCAGGAACAGCCAUUCUGCACGUGAAGUUCACAGACGACCCGACCCUGGCUGUGUGUAACGACAGUGGAGGCUCUGUGUUUGAGCUCGCGUUCAGGAGGGUGAUGGGCAUGCGCUCGUGUGACUCCAGAUGCCUCUUCAGUGGCUCUAAAGGAGAGGUGUGCUAUAUCGAACCCCUCAGGACUCCUCCAGACUUCAGAGAUCACCCCAUCACUCAGUACUCUCUGCUGGCCAUGGCCUCGCUCACAAAGAUUCUGGUGAUCGGAUUAAAACCGACUCUCAAAGUCUGGAUGACCUUUCCCUACAGCAAGUCCGAGCCCUCGAGUGUCCCUCAGCUCGCCUGGCAGUUUGUCCCUGUUCAGAAGAUGGUCAACCCCGUCCUGGCCUUCUGUAAAGGAGACACCGUCCACUUCCUCCUGGUGAAGAAGGAGGAGUCUGGGACCAUCCAUGUGAUCAAACAGAAGCAGCUGCAGCUCAGCUGUGACCUCAUCAGCCUCAGUUGGAUGAACAGCCGGACUCUUGCUCUGGUGGACAGUCAUGAGAAGCUUCAGGUGGUGGAUAAGCCCAGUCAGGAGGUCCUGGAGAUCAUGGACCUGGAGCAGGUUCAGCUCGUUUACAACAGCCGACAUUUCAAGUCUCUGGCCACAGGGGGCAAUGUGUCCCAGGCUCUGGCGCUGGUCGGGGAAAAGGCCUGUUACCAGUCAGUGUCCAGUUACGCCGGACAGGUCAUUUAUUUGGGCACCAAGUCUGCUCACAUGAUGACGCUGAGGAGCUGGAGGGAGAGGAUCGACUGUUUGCUGAAGCAGGACAGUUUCGUGGAGGCUCUCUCUUUGGCCUGGUCUUUUCAUGAGGGCACUGCCAAAGCUGUAGUCGGCCUCUGUGGAGACCCGGUCAAACGCAGAGGAGUCGUGGGCGAUAAGAUGGUGGAGAUACUUUUGCUGUUCACGGAGCACUCUCUGAAGAAGUGUCCAGAUCAGGGCAAGAUUCAAGUGAUGGAGCAGCACUUCCACGACAUUGUCCCGGUCCUGGUGGAUUACUGCCUCCUGCUGCAGAGACUGGAGCUGCUGUUUAACCAGCUCUACGGCCGCCUGCAGGAGAACGUCGUGGCGAAGGGCGUUUUCCUCGAGGUCUUGGAGUCCUACAUCGUGGCAGAUCGUUUGGGUCAUCUAACCACGCCCAUUAUGAGGGACCUCCUCACCCAUUACCACGGCAACGGCAUGAUGGACAGCCUCGAGAGGUGCAUCGUGCAUCUGGACGUGACCAGUCUGGACAUUCAACAGGUGGUGAAUGUCUGCUGGGAGAAUAAACUCUAUGAUGCCAUGAUGUACGUCUUCAACAGCGGCAUGAACGAUUACAUCACGCCUUUAGAAAAACUCUUCUCUGUGAUUGGUCCUCCUCUCCGAACGGGGCGGAGUCUGACGGAUGAAGAAGUGAUAAUGGGGAACAAGGUCCUGGUUUACAUAAGUUGCUGUCUGGCUGGGAGGGCGUAUCCUCUCGGAGACAUCCCUGAAGACCUGGUGACGCAGGUGAAAAACCAGGUCUUUGACUUCCUGAUCCGGCUGCACUCGGCUGACUCCACAGAGGAAGAGGAUUUGUUCCCUUUUAUUCGCACUCUUCUUCACUUUGACACUCGAGAGUUCCUCAACGUCUUGGCUAUGACGUUUGAAGACUUUAAGAACGACAAACAGGCUCUGGAGUAUCAGCAGAGAAUAGUCGACAUCCUCCUGCAGGUGAUGGUGGAUAAUCCCGACUUCACUCCGUCUCAAGUCGGCUGCCUCUUCACGUUCUUGGCUCGACAGUUGGCCAAACCGGACAACACACUGUUUGUCAACCGGAAUCUGUUUGAUCAGGUGCUGGAGUUCCUGUGUAGUCCUGUGGAUGACUCCAGACACACUGAAAAGCAGCAGGUGCUGCUGGAGCUGCUUCAGGUCGGCGGAGUGGUGCAGUUUGACGAGGAAGGACUCCUGACUUUAGCUGAAAAGGCCAAGUUUUUCCAGGUGUGUGAGUUCUUGUAUGAGAAGAAGCACCUGUACGACAGAAUCAUUGACUGCUACUUGAACGACCCUCUGCGGAAGGAGGAGAUCUUCAGCUACGUGCACAACCUGCUGUCUAUGCCAGGAUACAGCGCCGAGGAGAAACAGGCGGUGAGGGACAAGGCCCUGCAGCACAUCCAGGAGCUGGUGCGGCUGGAUCCACAGAAGUCCUCAGACCUGGUGCUGUUUCACUUUUCAGAUGAGGUUCAGUCCAUUCUGUCUGUUCUGCAGGAGCCGCAGCUUCAGUUCGCCCUCCUCGGCUGUCUCCUGGGACCGAGAGACGGCCCCUGUCUGGCCCCCAGCCUGGCCCAGGACCUGGCUCUGCACGAGCUCUUGUUGGAGCUAAUGUGUCGCUUUGGCCCUGAGCAGCUGCUGUGUUUCCUGCAGAGCUGUCAGCAGUACAGACUGGAGGAGGCCGUUCAGAUAACUUCCAAGUACCACCACAGUGAGGCGACGGCGUACCUCCUGGAGAAGAAGGGUGACGUGCACGGGGCCUUCAACAUCCUGCUGGAGACGCUGAAGGAGAAGCUGAACGUGCUGACGGCCAAUCAGACUGAGGGGGGUCCUGAGGGGGAGGAGCCUGAGGAGGAGCACGCUCACAAACACCUGGAGGAGGCUCUGAACACUGUGAUCGAGCUGUGUCACCGGAGCUCUCAGGGUCUGAACCAGCAGCAGACUGAGGGUUUGUGGUUCCCUCUGCUCGAGGCCAUGAUGGCGUCACAAAAGAAUGUGGCCGGAGCGAGCAGCAAACACACGGCUGAAGUUCUUAAGGAGCUGACCAUGAAAGUUCUGAACAGCAUGAGCAGUUUCAUCUCUCUGCCAGUGAUCAUCCAGAGAAUACUGCAGGAUCCUGUUUAUGGAAAGGGAAAACUGGCAGAAAUCCAGGGUCUUAUCCUGGGAAUGCUCGACACGUUCAACUAUGAACAGACGCUGCUUGAGACCACGACGAGUCUGUUGAACCACGACCUCCACUGGUCCCUGGCUCAUCUCCACCUCACAGUGAAACGAGGCCUCCACCCGCGACAGGACUCCUGCACCAUCUGCCUCCAGCAGUACAAGUGGAAACACAACAGCACCGAGCAGAUCAUCGUCUUCAGCUGUGGACACUUGUACCACGUCCAGUGUCUCCAGCAGAAGGACUGUGGUUUGGGACAGUUUCCUAAAAACAGAGAGUGGAGCUGUUACAAAUGCUCGAGUCAGGGGGGGCGCUCUGUGGCCCCCAGCCAGACCAAGAGAGAGCGCCCCAUGGACCCCAGCCAGCCCAAGAGGGGGCGCUCUGCCUCUUUAGCUCAGACACGAGUGACAUCUGUCCAUCAUGAGUCUGAUUCUGAGAGAAAGAAGUUUUUCGUUGAGGCCACAUUAGACCAUCAUCAGGAGCAGUCGUGGGACCAACUGCGCAGUUUGUACCGAGGUCCUUCUCGGCUGUCCAUCCUCUCAGAGCUCACACACAGCUCCGACCGACCUGGACUCCUCAUGUCUGCGCAGACGGGAGAAGACUUCCAACUCAAACUGUCACCACCCCCUCUGGUGGAGGAGUGAAGAACUGCACACAGACUAAACCAACACCACCCCCUCUGGUGGAGGAGUAAAGAACUGCACACUUGAUUGAUAAACGUCUGUCCGUCUGUCUCUGCUCUACAUGAAAACAUAACGUCCAUAAGUUUAAUAAUUUAAUCUUAAAACUAAAUCAUGUUUCUCAUUUCUGUUUUAAUGAAGAUCAAAUGAUUUACAGUGAAGUUUAAGAGAAUGAUUUUUAAAAUGUUUGUUUCACUGUUUAAACAGAUGAUGCAUUAAACUGCUGUAAAUGUUUUAAAGACGUUUCACUGAAACAUGGACUGAAACGGGGCUGUGCACCACCUGCCCUUAUGAAGAUGUUCUUGCUUUGCAUAGAAUGUUCCACAGUGUGGCAUUCAGCAUAACAUUUAUUGGAUUGCAUUCAGUUACAUUUAUUUGAACCAGUCCUGUUGAGCUUGAGUCUCUAUGGUUCUCAUCUCUGUGGAUCAGUCUGUUAUAAUUUACACAUUUAAAUCACAACAUUCAUCUAAAACCACGUAAGAAAAGAAACAAAAAAACUGCAGUGUCCAGUGGAGCUGAUGUCGCCGUAAACGUCGUCACAACAAAGCGCCUCACGCUGUAGCGCCCCCUAUGGACAGAUCACACCAGAGCAGCACGUUUUUUACAUUUGUACAAAAAUGACGACGUGACGCUGCAGAAUCUACGAGUAUCAACGAUUAAGAAAAUAAAACUGGAGAAUGAAGAGCGUUAGUGGACGGGUGAUGGACCGGGACAGUUUCAUAUUUUAAAUGUAAAUUUAAGUUUCUGUGACUAAUCUUCCAUCAGCUCAUGGAAAUUUAAUCUGUGUCUUUAAAGUCGGUGAAAUAUAAAGCCCGUCCUGGCUCAGACGAGUGAACUCUGAUUAACAUUCCAGACCAGAUGUGCCGCCCACAGCUGUCGGAGCCGCGCUCACACAAAGGGACGGGCAGCACUUUGAUCCCGAGUCCUCGCCGCUGUCCUGCCCUUUAAAGACGUCCAGAGAGGGGGACGACGGGGGACAGGAGCGGGACAGGAGCGGCCCCUUUGAUCCCAGCUCCUCACACAUGAACAUCGACCUGGACACGUCCACAGAGCUUCAGUGAAGCUUCAGUGAAGCUUCAGUGAAGCUUCAGCUUCUCGUCCUGAUAAAGCAGCUCCUGUGGUUUGAACUGAACUUCUACAGAGUCUGAGUUUACAGAACAAACUUUGAUCCAUUGUGAUGUGAAUGUCAUUAAGAGUUUAUUCUAAAGUUAAAUAUGCAUUUAACUUUAGAAUAAAGUCACGUACAGAGAAGGAACAAGGAAAAGUAGUAAAGUACUGUACUCGAGUAAAGAUAAUGUUCUUUAUUAUGUGAGACCUGAUGAAAAGACUGAAUGACUCUGUAAAAAUAAACCCUG
This is a messenger RNA of Periophthalmus magnuspinnatus, 5685 nucleotides long. It is a transcript of the gene vps8, whose product is annotated as VPS8 subunit of CORVET complex. Gene Ontology annotation, cellular component: CORVET complex; early endosome; HOPS complex. The transcript has 45 exons. Lineage: Eukaryota; Metazoa; Chordata; Actinopteri; Gobiiformes; Gobiidae. Gene Ontology annotation, molecular function: protein binding. Bases 92 to 4294 code for a protein of 1400 amino acids. Gene Ontology annotation, biological process: protein targeting to vacuole; endosomal vesicle fusion. The record is from RefSeq and is a predicted model, not a curated record.